AUGACUGCUAAAUAUCUGCAUUGGGUAUUCUAUCUUUUUGGGCACCCCCUUCGUUCUUUUUUUUUUUCUUUUUGUAUCUGGAAAACAAAUAGAAAUGUUGAAGCAAGCAUGCAAGUCGUUCUUGUCAAAGAAAAGCUUUCAGCAAGGAGAAAUCAACACGUUGUGUAGUCGUCUUGGCCUCUUAAAGUUUUAUACAACUACAACAAAACCCCAUGUGUCAGAAAGAGACAAAGAUCUCAAUGAUGUCUACAAGCACUUGAGUCCUGCCGAAUUACUUCGUCAAGAAGCUCAAAAGGUGGAAGUGGAAUGUUUCUUGCGUCCACGUUGUCUUUGGUUGGAAGAAGAAGACGCCAAAAUUAUAAAAAUGGUCAAUGAUCUUGGUAAACGUUGGACUUUCAUUUCCAAGCAUUUCGUUGAUAGACCACCCAGCACUUUAAUGAACCGUUAUAGUCUCUUGACAGACGGUAAAGGAAGAGGUCCCUGGACAGACGAAGAAGUCAAGCAGUUAAAAGCAUUGGGAAACCAUAGAAGUCCAGACGAAAUCGACAAUUGGCAAGAGAUUCAGGCUAAGUUACCCGUAUAUCGUCCCUUGUUUCUCAUUAAACAGAAAUACACCUACUCUUUAAACCCUGUCAUCAAAUUCGGCCAUUGGUCUCAAGAGGAAUCAGACAAACUGGAGCGAUUAAUAACCAAAUACGGUGAGAAUGAAAUAAGCAUGGUUGCCCAGUUAAUGGGCACCAGAACAAAAAGACAAUGUCUGGAGCGUUGGCGUUGGCAAAUGGCUUCCGUCAAAAAGGGCCGUUUUUCUCCAGAGGAAGAUCGCAAAAUUAUCCAAGCUGUUCAAAAAUACGGUGAAAAUUUCGCGGUUGUAGCUAAAGUCAUCGACAGUGACCGUACAGCGCGUCAUAUCUCUCAACAUUAUCGUAAUAUCCUGGCACCUGAUAUUGAUAGAUCCCCUUGGACACCAGAAGAACAAUUACGAUUAUAUCAAGUCUGUUUAAAAAAUAACAAAAACAUGAUUACCACAAAGAAGGAAUUGGGUUCAAGAAGAGCCAUAAGAGAUCUCUGGAAUCAUUUUAACGCCCAAAAGAAAUACGAGGAAGCUUUACCUUUAACCAACACAGAUCAUUCUGAACGAGCACAAGAAUUACAAAAGGAGGAUGAAAAAAUAACA
Molecule: messenger RNA, 1174 nt
Organism: Mucor mucedo
Lineage: Eukaryota; Fungi; Mucoromycota; Mucoromycetes; Mucorales; Mucoraceae
Exons: 1
Source: RefSeq, a predicted model, not a curated record